Messenger RNA from Camelina sativa (false flax), 2257 nucleotides. The record is from RefSeq and is a predicted model, not a curated record. NCBI's taxonomy places the organism in Eukaryota, Viridiplantae, Streptophyta, Magnoliopsida, Brassicales, Brassicaceae.
CGCUCGACUCCCACUUGCAGCCCUAGCGAGCGCAUUCAUUGUCGACUUCCCAAGAUCCAAAAAUAGUAAGGUUCAUUCCGUUUUUGUUGGCAUUUGUCGAGACUCUGGUCGUUUCUCUCCACUUCCAUGUGUCUCGAUUUCUACUUACAGGUAGUGUAUCUUGUCCUCUUUCUAUUUAUUUUGUAUCAUAUAUUUUUUUGCAAUUCUUCCCAACAUUUUGCUCUCGUUCGUUCAACAUUUGCUGGUGAAGAGCUGAGAUAAUGGGAGAUUUUCACGGCGUACUCUAGACCGUUGUCGUGUCGUUUGAGUUCGGUUCAGGGUGUUCCCUUGCUCACAUUAUGUUAGGCCAAUCAAGAGAAAUCAUAGAAAUUCAUGUUGGGGACUUAGAUGGUGAUGAGCCAAAUGUUAGGCUGCUCCAAAACAAUGUCGCGUCAGUCUUGUCCGAGGAAGACAUCAGUAGAAUUUAACGGCUUUACAGUUUAUCAUAUGACGUGGUUCUAAGAUGUCCUUUGCCAUCUGAGCGUGCCAUGGAUGCUCGUCUUAACGAGGUCGUCGUCUACGAAGCGAAUUUCGCAUCAGGAUUUCGAGGAGUCAUUCCUUCUCUGAUCGCCAAAAUGGCCAACGAGUUCUCUAUUUCUCCUGGUCAGUUUUCUCUGUUAGCUUGGAGAGUGCUGAUGGCAACUCAAGCCUUUGGAGAGUCUCACUCCCUUGACAUAGGAGCGAAUGAGGUAUUGUACGCUUACUACUUCAAUCCUCUAGUAGACGAUAUUGGUAGAUACUCUAUACACUCACGUCGUCCUGAUCGGUUGGUGUUUGAUGUCGGGUUAUUUGAGAAACGGAGGCUUGAAUUGUCUUGGCCACAGAAAUACUUGUAUAUGAGGGUUGGUUACAAUCCAGGAUUUCCCACUGAUUGGUUUGAUGCUGGUGGGUUCGCGAAUGACGACUUCAUAUGUGCCCCGAUUUAUAACCACUUACUCGUUCCCUUACUCGUUUGGCUCUCCCUCUAUAUUUUUGCAGACAUUCGCGCAAAAAGUCGUGAAGAAGGCAAAGAAAUAAUCUCCAAAGUGCUAUUAUACAAUCCCAAGUACCGCUCCAUUGCCUUCCUCACGAGUUCUUUUGUACUUGAGCAUUGUAGCUUUUGGGGAUUCGACAUGUCGAAUGGCCAGCGUCUUCCCAUACCUGACAGCUUCGCGUCAUUCUUGGCUGCUCACGGAAAACUAACUGAGGCAAUCCAAACAAAUGAAGACUCUUCCAACGAGAUGGAGUGUGUUGAAGUUUCUGUGGCCAACAAACGCAAGGCCCCUCAGGCGAUCCCAACACCAUCAUUUCCUAGGCGAGCGAGACUGGCUCAUGGCAACACUGCCUCCACCGUCACGGUCCCUUGUCAGGAGAUUCUAACAAGCACUGACUCUUCUUCGGUUAUUGAGCAGCUGAAAAACAAAGUUUUUUCCCAUGAUUUUGAUUCUCUGGAUGCCGACGGCACUGCUGCCCUUGCCAAUGGAGUUUAUAACGACCUUCUCAAGGUCAUGUCAUCAUUCCACCUUGUUGAAAGGAAACUCUCAUCCACCAUCGUUGAAGUUGCACAUGAGCGUCUAAAGGUGGAUAGCCUCCAACAGCGACUCGACCAUGAAAAGAAAGAGUCUCGUUCUCUUGUGGUCUCCAAAGACGAGACGAUUAGUUGUCUAGAAGGUGAAGUGAAAGAACGUGACUUGAUGAUUUGUGGCCUUCAAACUGAUGCGACGAAAUCGAUGAGAGAGAAAGAGUUGUUGUUGCAAGAGAUUGAAACCCUCAAGAAACGGAUUGAUUAUAUGAAGAAUGAGCAUGACUUUUUCAUGAAUGGGGCAGCCAUCAUUGCUCACUGGGAAGCUCUAGGCGAAUGCCUUCUUUCAGAUCGCAAAGAGUGGAAUUUAGCUGAUGCAGAUAUGCAGUACGUGCAUGUGAUGGAGGCCCAAGAAAAGUUUAAAGGACUGCCUCUUCCUACUUUUGAGGUUUCUCUUGUUGCCAUCGCUGAGAAUUCUUGCGAACCUUCUCCUACUCAGCCAUGAACGCCUUUUCCCUAUGCACCUCACUCUCUAUCCCUUUUGUUGUGACCACAUAAUACUCAUAUUAUUAUUAUUACUGUUUUGGGCGGUCACGCGGCUAUAGAGGGUGUUAUAUAUCAUGCGUGUAUGCUUUGACAUUGUGAACGUCGCGACUUAGGCUCCUCGGUAUUUUAUAAUUAGAAGACUUUCGUAUAAGACUUUCUGAUUAUCAUGUC